CUCUUGAGCGUCAAUUCAGCCAAGGGCCUCAUUACAUCUUUAAGCUUAACGCAAGCUGAUUCUGAAGAUCCUCUUGGAUUGCUUCUAGGAACUAUGCCUGCUAUUUUGCAUUAGUUUUACAACCCUCCUUUUUGGUCAAGCGACAAGACCAGAUGACCAUCAACAUUCGCUAUAUGAAUCUCUAGCAACGGCCACAAAUUGGGCAGCCUAUGCUUCAACAGAACUUUCAUCCUUGCUGUAUUAUUUCAAAAUUCAACUAUCGGCUUUAAUCCUGCUCCAAGAAAGAAAAUGUCGCUAUUCCUUGGCGAAGCGCGGCAUCGACCGCGAGGGCUAGCCCACAAGAUCGAGGAGCCCUUGCAACCAUGGACCACAGCAAGAUGCCAGAGGCUGCUACGGCCUUUGGUCUCGAGAAUCACUUCUCUAAAGCGAGAUUCACCAAUAGCCGGGCAGCCGGUGGCAUCAACAGCAAGAUCAGCCUCGGAUUCAGCCGCGGUUUCGCUUCCCCGGAGAAAUCGGCAGCGUGAGGAGGUCGAUUCAGAAUCAGGGUGGCUCAUGCCUAGAAAGAAACGCCCUCGUCUAACAUACUCCCAACGUCGCAGUUCACAACCUCACCCAUCGCAGCCUCUGGGGUUUGACCAAAGUCACUUGAGACAAGGCAAUCAGGAUGAGACUUCAAGUCUAGCAAUCGGGACAAAACCAGGAGUAAGAAAGGCCUUCAAGUGCGUACAGCCAGAGAGGCAGCAGAAAACAGCGGCUCCUGGCGAGGUAGUGCCGUCCACCCCAAUAUUGCGUCGUGCUAGAGGAAAGAUCGCACGCUCACCUGUUGCUCCAUUGCAUGAACAUGAGCUGGGCGCGAAUCAGGGCGAGCAUGGCCGUGAACGUCGCACGAGAAUCAGUUCCAGCGCUCAAAAGCGCAUGGACGAACGAUUAGCCAACUUACGCACCCGCUUCUGCUCUCAAUAUGCGGAUUUAGAGGCGAUAUAUCGAAGCCUAGAAGCACUCUUGAAAGCGACGAUGACAAGCGCUUUGGGUGAUACCAGCGUCAGGAAUGGUCCCCGUUCCCUCUUGGAUAUGUGCCUCCGAAAAGUGCCCGAGUACAUUAGAGAACUAGACGUAUGGGAGAGACUAGACGCCGAACAGACUGGGAAGAUUUCUACAUUGGAUGAUAUCAAUACUUCAGCAGAUAUUUAUAACGAGCUUGAAUCUCUAGGGACGAAUGUGGGGUGGAAGCAUUUGAGAGUAGUUGUUAAAGCCGAUGGGUUGAGCGCAGUCAAAUGUGCAAUCGAAGAGGGCAUUUUCAAUGAUGAAUUCUCACAGCUCCUCAUUGAUCUAUGUGUCCAGAUGGGGGCAGCUUCAGAAGCUGAAGAUCUCAUGGCCGCACUGGUCGAUCGCCAAUAUCCCCAGCCGAUAUCCACAGAAAGUCGCUUUACCCAAAUCUCGGCCUUGCAACCACUAGUAAUGCUCAAUGCUUUUGCUAGUCAGACGCAGCGAACUUCGUUUCUCUUUCAGCAAUAUUCAACCCUGCUAUCAAGCGAUAAAUUACCAGUGGAAUGGUUGGCCACGUUAGAAUUCGAUAGUGUAUGGAGCUUAGCUAUGCAAACACUAGCUGAUGGUCAAUCCAGUUGCGAUGCGAUAAGCUUUGUGACAGAGUCUAUUCUACUAUUGGGCUACAAGAAACGCAAAAUGCCUAGGAACUUUGAUAGAAUCCAGCUUGAGCAUGAUACGGCGAAGGCGAAUCAUCGGACGCUAAUGAGUGUCACUAGUAUUCUAGCCUCCAUGAGCCUACUUGCAGAAACCGGGAUCGUCCCGCCUGGGCUUUCAGAUUCAGACACUCGGCGGAUUAGAGGCAUCGACAACAGGUUCAAAUAUGCUUUAAGACUGUGUAUUAACGGGCUCGAAAGUCAUAUGCGCGACCGAAACACCCAACGAUUGGAAACCUUAUACUUGGCACUAUUCCUUUCGUCUUCACACAAUCGGGACGAGAAAAUCGAUAGUCAUGUGAGAGGAAAUAUGAAUAAGCUCUCGCUGUCUAGUGCGACCUCUGUAACUACUAAAGACAUCUAUAUGCAUAAUCGUUACGACAACAUUGCUCAGCUCAUAGCAUCAAUUGCAAGGGCUUGCGGUCGAGCGACGUCGGUGGCAUCUCAUCAGUGUCUCCAUGGGCUCUUUGGACGACUUGAAUCUUUGAAACUUGCCCCGAACCUGUUGGAUAAGCUGAAGGCAGCUACAGCAUUCUUGGUAGCCCAGCAGACAAACAAUGUCAAGGAUCUCAUCUAUGCUGAAAGUCUCUACCCAUAUACUCAGCCAAGUCCCAGUGGCAGGGGCCAGCAUCAGAGCGGCAGUGCACUUUUCACGGGAUACCGCUGGGAAGAGACCAUCGGUGAAUGGGUGACGGUCAGCCCGGUCAUGAAUAAACGGCGACCUACUAUCAUGAAAUCAUGUUCACGAUCAUCAAAUCCGGCCACGGGCAUGGAGAGAUCUUCUAUUCGCUCCAGCAAUCCCACUAGUCACGCCACAGAUAAACUACCAGACACGGAAACAAGCCCAAAGCAAGGGACAUAUGGCAGCAAAUGUGAUACAAGCGAGCGCACUCGGCCUAUAUGUGACGAACAAAGCAUAAUCAUGACGAGGAAACGCCCACGUCACAUUCGAAGUGCUGAAACUCUACCAACAAGGCGGGUAUCCGAGGUGCUGCUACCACAACAAAGUCAUGCAUUCUCAGCUUCGCCAAAGACCCUAGGAAGCGAGAUCGAUUCCGAAAAGGAGAAUCGGGUCCGGUUGCUAGCCAAGAAGCCACGCCGUAGUUCGGGAAGAAUGGUAUUGGGCGCCCGUUCAGCAUCCCGCCAUUCAAUUGGGCGGCGGGAUGCCUACAGCGAUGACGAGCUUUGUACCUGAAUUGCGGCUGGAGCUUACGAAUGCGCUCGCGUAAGAUUGGAUAGGCGAACCGGGUUGUAAAACCGCCUAGGCGUGUCAACGCGAAAUGCCCGCCCGUUAACAGCCAUCAAUGCACCAAUGCGGUAUCACCAUCGGGUAGGACUUAAAUGGGGUCUGCGGGUGGCACCAGAGGAACAAUUGAGCAUUGUGUCGCCUGAUAUUGUGUAUCGGAUGGCACUACUGUAUAGAUAGAUAUGUUAAGGAUACCCUGUGUACACGUAAUGCGAAUUGACAUAGGAUGGCAUUUUUUUCAAGAAAAACCCCUCGGAGUGCUCAUAAUAAUGCAAGUAGAAAGAAAUCCAAAACGGAAAAACUCAAGA
Molecule: messenger RNA, 3254 nt
Organism: Xylaria bambusicola
Lineage: Eukaryota; Fungi; Ascomycota; Sordariomycetes; Xylariales; Xylariaceae
Exons: 1
Coding region: 289-2895 (868 amino acids)
Source: RefSeq, a predicted model, not a curated record